AUGGACUACUCGACGAUCCAGCAAGAUGAAGUCGAAGCGCUUGAAGCCAUCUUUGACGCCCCCGCGACAACCUCCGACGACGGCGUCGUAACGCUUGCACUGCCAUCGGUCGGCACGUUUGCGUUUGCCCGCUCUCCGACAUACCCGAUUGACAAGAUGUGCCCGCGCAUCUCGAUUUCGCGCCUGCACGACAAGUAUGCUACGCUAGCGCGCAUGCCUGAGGUCAUCGCUGCCAUGGAGGCGGCAGGUGCCGCGGCUGUCGCCCACGGCCAAGUGUGUCUCUUUGAGAUGGUCGACGCUGGCGUCGCCUCGCUUCGUGCCCAGCGCGACGCUGCCAAGGACAACAAACCGCCGCCACCAGCGCUCUCGCGUCGGUCGUCCAGUAACAGCAGCAAGCCGCCCGCGCCCGACAAGCCGAAGAAAAAAGCGCCCGCAGCGACGUCGCCGAAAGCAGAGAAGAAGUCGAUGCGCACAGCGACAGACGUCAUUCACCGCAUCAUGUGGGACGACAGCAUCACGCAAACCGAGGUCAUUGUCGGGUACCUCGAUCGCUUCAUCGGCACGGUCGAGCGCAACUUUGCAGCGUUCAAUUGGGCCGACAUUUCGACCUUGUCGCAGAACGAGACGGCGAUCCCGCAGCACCGGAUCCAGUACUUUCGAUGGCGCGACGAGAUCAUCUGGGACAAGCGCGUGCGCCUCGACCGCGUCUUUGGCUCGUCUGGCCACGAAGUGAUUGCGUUCUCGCCGUCGACGGCCGCCCCUGCACCGCCGUCUGCCCUCACCGCCGAGAGACCAGCCAAUGCUAC
Saprolegnia parasitica CBS 223.65 is the source of this 806-nucleotide messenger RNA. RefSeq lists its product as hypothetical. The record is from RefSeq and is a predicted model, not a curated record. The transcript has a single exon. NCBI's taxonomy places the organism in Eukaryota, Oomycota, Saprolegniomycetes, Saprolegniales, Saprolegniaceae. The annotation marks the transcript as partial.